AUGAAGCAGAAAUUUAUACCAUCAGUUCAAACUAUUUUGCUGCUUGCUCUGACUGCAAUGGGCCUGACAGGUCAAUCACACCCUGGAAAGCCUAUGAUAACGAGAUGUCGUUCUCUAAAAAUGGAAUCCUUUUCUUGCUGGUGGAAGCCUGGCUCAGAUGGAGGACUUCCUACCAAUUACACCCUGUUCUACAGCAAGGACAGUGAAGGAAAAAACUAUGAAUGUCCAGACUACCGAACAUCAGGUCCCAAUUCCUGCUACUUUGAUAAAAACCACACUGAUCCCCAGACAGCAUACAAUAUCACUGUAGUGGCAACGAAUGAGGUUGGAAGUAACAGCUCAGACCCUCAAUACGUGGAUGUGACCUCCAUAGUUCAGCCAGAUGCUCCUGUGAACCUCUCUCUAGAAACCAAAACAUCUGAUAGUGUAAUGCAGCUUUUGGCAAAAUGGUCUCCACCUCAGCUAGGUGAUUCCAGCUCUGCGUCACAUGUAUAUCACUAUGAGCUACGACUAAAACCUGAGGAGAAGGAAGAAUGGGAGACAAUAUCUGUUGGAGUGCAGACACAGUACAAAGUGAUUAGGAUACAAGCUGGGGUGAAAUAUGUUGUUCAGGUCCGUUGCAUGUUAGAUCAUGGAGAAUGGAGUGAGUGGAGCUCUGAAAGAUUCAUCCAGAUACCCAAUGGUGAGUGAAGUGUCACCUCCUGAAAAGCCUAAAAUAAUAAAAUGCCGUUCUCCAGAAAAGGAAACAUUUACUUGUUGGUGGAAACCUGGUUCAAAUGGAGGACGUCCUACUAACUACACUUUUCUUUACAGCAAAGAAGGAGAACAACAGGUUCAUGAAUGUCCUGAUUACAGAAGUGGGGGCCCCAAUUCAUGCUACUUUGAUAAAAAGCACACCUCUUUCUGGACCGUAUACAAUAUUACUGUGAGGGCAACCAAUGAAGUGGGAAGCAAUGUGUCCGAUCCUCAUUAUGUGGAUGUGACUUACAUAGUACAACCAGAUCCUCCUGUGAAUAUAAGUCUUGAAUUAAAAAAGCCAAUAAACAGGAAAAAAUAUCUGGUCUUGACAUGGUCUCCACCUCCACUGGCUGAUGUCAGAUCUGGUUGGCUUACCCUUGAAUAUGAAUUGCAAAUAAAGCCUGAAGAAGGGGAGGAAUGGGAGACUGUCUUUGUUGGACAGCAAACACAAUAUAAAUUGUUUAGUUUGAAUCCUGGGAAGAACUAUGUUGUACAGAUUCGCUGCAAACCAGACCACCAUGGAUCGUGGAGUGAAUGGAGCUCAGAACACUAUUUUCAGACCUCUCCUGAGUUUAGAGUAAAAGAGAUGGCUGUGUGGAUCACCGUUGGUGUCUUGUCAUCUCUUAUAUGUUUAAUCAUGAGCUGGACAAUGAUUUUGAAAGGGUACAGAAUGAUAGCCUUUUUCCUUCCACCAGUUCCAGGACCAAGAAUAAAAGGCAUAGAUGCACAUCUGUUAGAGACAGGAAGAUCUGAAGAAUUAUUGAGUGCUCUUGGCUGCCAUGGUUUCCCUCCAACAUCAGACUGUGAGGAACUACUGGUAGAGUAUCUGGAGGUGGAGGACAGUGAGGAUCAGCAACUCAUGUCAAGCUGUGAGAAUGGUCAUCCCAGUAAAAAUGUAAAGAUGAUACUCAAAGAAAUAGAUAGUGACUCAGGCCGAGGGAGCUGUGAUAGCCCUUCUCUGCUUUCUGAGAAGUGCAGGGGCUCCCGUGCCUGUCCAUCAACACUUCAAAGACAAGAUGGAAGAGAUGCUGAAGAAAAUAAAGAAGGAAAAAGGAGCUGGGAAGCUCAGGGUAUAGCCUCAGAACAGGAAUUACUCCUUUUUAACAAUGAGAGUACAAGAUCAUCCAUAUGGCCUACAGCUCAGUUACUUAAUAAUCAGCCUUCUCUGUUUGCCUACCACAGUACUGCAGAUAUACCUAAUAUAACACUGAGUACCAUGAAUGUGAACGUUGCACCUGUUUUGGUGGGAAAUGAAGAAAAUCAUCAGUCACAAUAUCUUACCCCUGAAGCUGUCCACAAUGACAUGGAAAAGCAAAGAGCAAUGGACAAUUUUGAUGCCAAAACUGCAGUGCAGAUCAGACAAAACAGACCUAAUGAAAAGUCAGCUUUUUUGAAUCAUAAACUAAUGGAUUAUGUAGAAGUUCACAAUGUCAGACAAAACAAAGAGCCAUCAGUAUUACUGAAACAUAAAGAAAAUAGUGGAAAAAAUGGAAAAUUCACUGCUUCAAGAACCAACAAAGAAUAUACAAAGGUCUCAACAGUUGUGCGCCAUAAUAUUUUAGUACUAAUGCCAGAUUCACGCAUCCAGAAUACACCUGUGUCUCAAGAACCUCCAGUGCAAACAUCUCAGAACCUUAGGCAAGAUCAAGCUGAGAAAAAUACGAGUUACUGUCUGACAGUUCCAAGUGAGAGCAAAAAAGAGACCAAUGGAUCAGACUACAUGGAUCCAUCUUCCUUUAUGCCCUCCUUUAAAUAA
Molecule: messenger RNA, 2494 nt
Organism: Calypte anna (Anna's hummingbird)
Lineage: Eukaryota; Metazoa; Chordata; Aves; Apodiformes; Trochilidae
Gene: PRLR
Product: prolactin receptor
Exons: 12
Coding region: 632-2494 (620 amino acids)
Biological process (GO): cytokine-mediated signaling pathway
Cellular component (GO): signaling receptor complex; external side of plasma membrane
Molecular function (GO): cytokine receptor activity; cytokine binding
Source: RefSeq, a predicted model, not a curated record